UCCCCGGCGUGCAGCAGGUGCCCGGGUCCCCGGCCGGGGCGCGGGGCGGGUCCGUGCGGGUCCCGCCCGGUCCGGCGGCACCGCCCCCCGCGCUGCCCGGCGGGGCGGGGGCGCCGAGAGCCCCGGGCGGCCCUCGCCUCGCUCCGCUCCGGCAGCGGCCGCCGGCGCGAACAAAGGCGGCGGCGGCAGGCGGCGGUGGCGGCGCGGCCGUGCGCGGCAGCCCGCCCGCCCCUGCUUCCUGGGCCGGACCAGGCGAGGCGGCCCCCGCCCCGCCGCGAAGCGGAGCCGCCGCCGCCGCAGCAGCAGCGCCGGUCGCGGGGCGCGCUCGCCGCCCGUCGCGGGAGCUGCAUGUGCGCGGGAGCCGCGGCGGAGGAUGGCCGUGCUCAAGCUCGCCGACCAGCCUCCACUGGUCCAGGCGAUUUUCAGUGGUGAUCCAGAGGAGAUACGGAUGCUGAUCUACAAAACUGAGGAUGUCAACGCCUUGGAUGCUGAGAAAAGAACACCUCUUCAUGUUGCAUCGUUCCUGGGGGAUGCAGACAUCAUUGAGCUUCUCAUUUUGUCAGGCGCUCGUGUCAAUGCCAAGGACAAUAUGUGGCUGACUCCUCUCCAUCGAGCAGUUGCUUCAAGAAGUGAAGAAGCCGUGCAGGUGCUCAUCAAGCACUCGGCCGAUGUCAACGCCCGGGACAAGAACUGGCAGACCCCGCUGCACGUGGCGGCCGCCAACAAGGCGGUGAAGUGCGCGGAGAUCCUGAUCCCCCUGCUGAGCAGCGUCAACGUGUCGGACCGCGGCGGGCGCACGGCGCUGCACCACGCCGCGCUCAACGGCCACAUCGAGAUGGUGAACUUGCUCUUAGCCAAGGGGGCAAACAUCAAUGCUUUUGACAAAAAGGACAGAAGAGCUCUUCACUGGGCAGCGUACAUGGGUCACCUGGAAGUUGUUGCCUUACUGAUUAAUCAUGGUGCAGAAGUGACUUGUAAAGACAAGAAGGGUUACACCCCACUUCAUGCAGCUGCAUCCAAUGGGCAGAUUAACAUUGUGAAACAACUCCUUAACCUGGGGGUGGAGAUUGAUGAGAUGAACAUCUAUGGAAACACUGCACUUCACAUUGCCUGUUACAACGGUCAGGAUUCUGUUGUUAAUGAGCUGAUUGACUAUGGUGCUAAUGUAAAUCAGCCUAAUAACAAUGGAUUCACCCCCUUGCAUUUUGCUGCUGCCUCCACUCAUGGAGCACUGUGUCUUGAACUACUAGUGAAUAAUGGGGCAGAUGUUAAUAUUCAGAGCAAGGAUGGGAAGAGCCCCCUGCACAUGACAGCUGUCCAUGGGAGGUUCACACGGUCGCAGACCCUCAUCCAGAACGGAGGGGAAAUCGACUGUGUAGAUAAGGAUGGUAACACCCCUCUGCACGUGGCUGCAAGAUACGGACACGAGCUCUUGAUCAACACCCUCAUAACCAGCGGAGCCGAUACUGCCAAGUGUGGGAUACACAACAUGUUCCCUUUACACUUAGCAGCACUGAAUGCCCACUCAGACUGCUGCAGGAAAUUGUUGUCAUCAGGACAAAAGUGUAGCAUAGUGUCCUUGUUUAGUAAUGAGCACGUGCUGUCUGCAGGCUUUGACAUAGACACCCCCGACAGCUUCGGAAGAACGUGCCUGCACGCGGCCGCUGCCGGAGGUAAUGUAGAAUGUAUAAAACUCUUACAAAGCAGUGGAGCAGAUUUUAAUAAGAAGGACAAAUGUGGAAGGACACCUUUGCACUAUGCAGCUGCAAAUUGUCAUUUCCACUGCAUUGAGACUCUGGUGACAACAGGAGCCAAUAUUAAUGAAACAGAUGACUGGGGGCGCACCCCUUUGCACUACGCUGCUGCUUCUGACAUGGACCGAAAAAGAAAGAAUAUUUUAGGUAACUCCCAUGAAAAUGCUGAAGAACUUGAAAGAGCCACUGAGAUGAAGGAAAAAGAAGCUGCAUUGUGUCUCGAGUUCCUUCUGCAGAACGAUGCCAACCCAUCCAUCCAGGACAAGGAGGGCUACAACACCGUGCAUUACGCGGCUGCCUACGGGCACCGGCAGUGCUUGGAGCUGAUUGGAAGCAAAACUCCAUUGGAUAUACGUGUGGCUCUAUUUUAUGAGAGUUUCCAGCUUCUGGAAAAAACGAACAAUAUGUUUGAGGAUUCUGAUUCUGCAGCUACAAAAAGUCCUUUGCAUUUAGCUGCCUAUAAUGGUCAUCAUCAAGCUCUGGAGGUGCUUCUCCAAUCUCUGGUGGAUCUGGAUAUUAAGGAUGACAAGGGACGCACUGCUCUGGACUUGGCUGCAUUCAGAGGACAUGCAGAGUGUGUGGAAGCUCUCAUCAGCCAGGGUGCUUCUGUCACUGUAAAGGACAAUGUCACCAAAAGGACCCCCCUCCAUGCCUCAGUCAUUAAUGGCCAUACCCCUUGUUUACGGUUGUUGCUGGAAGUUGCAGACAACCCUGAUGUGACAGACGCCAAAGGACAAACUCCGUUAAUGCUUGCAGUGGCAUAUGGGCACAUUGAUGCUGUUUCUUUAUUACUUGAAAAAGAAGCAUCUGUAGAUGCAGCUGAUCUCCUGGGAUGCACAGCUUUACAUCGAGGGAUCAUGACUGGGCACGAAGAGUGCGUCCAGAUGCUGUUAGAGAAAGAAGUCUCUAUUUUGUGUAAGGAUGCCAGGGGCAGGACACCUCUGCACUUCGCAGCAGCUCGGGGUCACGCCACGUGGCUGGGCGAGUUACUGCAGGUGGCACUCGCCGAGGAGGACUGCAGCCUGAAGGACAACCAGGGCUACACGCCCCUGCACUGGGCUUCCUACAAUGGUCAUGAGAACUGCAUAGAGGUACUAUUGGAACAAAAACUUUUCCACAAGUUCUAUGGAAAUAGCUUCUCUCCAUUGCACUGUGCUGUAAUCAAUGAUCAUGAAAACUGUGCAUCACUACUCAUCGGAGCCAUCGACGCCAGCAUUGUCAAUUGUGAGGAUGACAAAGGAAGGACGCCCCUGCACGCCGCAGCCUUCGCCGACCACGUGGAGUGCCUGCAGCUGCUGCUGAGCCACAGCGCGCACGUGAACGCGGCCGACCGCGCGGGCAGGACGCCGCUCAUGAUGGCAGCGCACAGCGGGCACGUGGGCGCCGUCGACUUUUUGGUGAACAUUGCCAAGGCUGACCUGACAUUAAAAGAUAAGGAGCUGAAUACAUCUUUGCACUUGGCUAGCAGUAAAGGUCAUGAAAAAUGUGCCUUGUUAAUACUUGACAAGAUCCAAGAACAGAGCCUUAUUAAUGCAAAAAAUAAUGCAUUGCAGACACCUCUUCAUAUUGCUGCACGAAAUGGCCUAAAGAUGGUGGUUGAGGAGUUGCUGGCCAAAGGGGCCUGUGUCCUGGCAGUAGAUGAAAAUGGUCAUACGCCAGCCCUGGCUUGUGCUCCUAACAAAGACGUGGCUGACUGCCUGGCACUCAUUUUGGCUACCAUGAUGCCUUUUUCUCCCUCCAGUUCAGUGACGGCUUUCAACUUCACUUGUUUUAAAAAAGACAAUUUGGGCAGGACACACCUCUGCGAUGGCUCCGCUGUGGGCAGCAUUAACUCUUACGAUAAGCCCUUGAGUAAUAACAUAGGAACAGAGGAUGGGUACAAUGAAAAUGAUUCGGAUUCUGAAACAUUUUGACUCGUUGGUAUUCGAAAACUUCUUUCGUUAUUAUUUCGUUUCAGCUUUAAUUUUUGUCUUUUUAAACAGCUUAAAUCCCACAGUUAUAUUCUUAACUAUUAUUCUUGACAAGAAGGUAUGGAAAGAUUUGUAGUGCUGAUGAGAAUCAAGCCUUUAAAUAACAAAAUUGAAGGGAUUUACUGGAACAUAUUCCUAUUAGAGUUCUGCAGCUUUUCAGUUUCCUGAUGUUUUCUUUAGGCCCAAAGUGCCCCUGUGAAAAGUCUCUACCUCUUAUUUUAAGUAGAAGAAGAGAAAAUGCCUUUUUUCUUUUUGACAGCACAAAUAAACAGGGAACUGCUUGUUCUUUCAUGUUUUAGCUGCACCUUUAGUGCACAAUCCUAUUUCCAGCAUAGCCUUUGAGCAUCAGAUUUGAGCAUCACCCCUUUCCUAUGUUUGUCUGUUUCCUGCUUCCAGGGGCUCUGUUAAUUAGAUAAUUUUUUUACAUGAACCAAAGGUAAAGUUGUAAUCUUAAAACUGCCUGUAUUACUUUUCUACAGGAAAUGAAACCUUUUACAUUCUGCCUGUAUUAAGCACUUAAACGUACAGAAGGCACUUUUUACAGUUCUUAGUUGCAGUACACAAUUAGAAAAAUGGAGUUGUUAACUCUAAAGGCCAAAUUCUGCUCAUCUCACCAUAUUUUCCCAUGAACAUCACUUCUGUAAAAUGCUAAUCACUUGGCCCUUGUUUUUUUUUCAAUUCAGCACAAAUGUUUAUUUGCACUACAGAAUUAGGGUCAUUAGAUUUUUCUGUCUCCUGAGCCAUGAAUCAUGAAUCCAGUACCAGAAAAAAAAGGGGAGAGGGAGAGAAAUCAGGUGUAGACAAAGAUGUACGUAAAAGUUUAUAAUGAUUUGCCAACUUAAAUGGCGCUUUUUUUCCUUUUCUAUGGUUAAAUAAUUUAUUUUUACUGUGAACAGUAUUGAAUUUUAAAGUACUUUUGCCAGUGUUUGGAUUAACAGAGCAAAGGCAAAGCAAUGAAAGCGUAACGCCAAAAGGUGAAAUACCAAACACCAGAAACAUUAGGGGGGACACAGAGAUAGAUGCUAAAAAGCCUUUUGUCACCAGCUUUUAAAGCAGUGUCAACUUUGUGAAUAUGUUUACUCCUUCUGCCAAAGUUUCUAGGUCAAAUGGACCCCGACCCUCCUCUGCAACAGAUGUACAAAAGGAAGAAUAAGACUUUGUAAACAAAAACAAAAAACACAAACAAAAAUCUGUCAUGAACUAACCAGCUGUACCAAGAGGACCAAAAUGCUUCAGUAAUUCAAUUGAAGACUUUGCUACUAUUAUUUUUUUGUUCAUAUGUGAGUCACAUAAUGAAGUAGUUUUUUCUAAAUGAUAAAAAUAUAAACUUUUGAGGUGAAAGUAGUCUUGGGUGAAUUUUACAUUUUAUGACACAGGUUUCAAGUUGACAUUUUUAACCGAUACGUGUUGACCACAGGUGGGUUUUUUUUCCCAGACUUAAGAAUAUGUUCAUAUAUUUUUAAUGUAGAUGUGUUUCUAUUUAUUUGAAAUGAAACAAAUGCCCAGGAAAAAUCACUAUGGCUUGUUCUCCUAGUUAGCAUUCAUGCAUACUGAAAUGAAAUGUGAAUCUGGCAAGACUGAGGGCCUGAGGAGCAAAAAAAAGGAAGGGUGGAUGCACACUGGGAGAGUGCCCAUCUUGUAUGGAAUGCAAAGGUCCACUGUCUGUGUUGGGGAAAAAGCUGAAACCAAAACACCUUCCUUUGUUUAAGAGCUUAAGAAGCUCAGACUUGCCAGACAGGUGAGAAAACCCACCCAGCUGUGGCAGAGCAUGGAGUCAGGCGUUCCUGUUCCUGUCACACUCAGCUCGUCUCAGGCCUGUGUCUGUGCUGGGAGGGUGAGAUGAACUUCCUCGGUGCUCGCUUUUGGCAGAGUAAAGAAAAAGUAAGGAUUUGAAUUUUAGUUGCAGUUUUUAGCCCUGUUCUGCUGGAUUGUUGAAAAUCUAUUGGCAGAUUUCAGUUCUUUAAUUACUAAAAAAAAUUUGAUAUAUUAAGUUUAUUUUGCCUUACUAAAAUUGAGCAUUUUUUCCUUAGCAAUCUUCCAAAGUUUACAGCUAAAAAAUCCCCCUUUUCUCUCAACUCUGUAGUUUCUACAGUAGAAUGACAGAGAACCUGAAACCUUGGUUUUCUCCUCAGAAAUAGCACCAAAUAGCAUUUUAAUUGGUUUUUCUCAGCAUUUUUGCUUUUAAAAGUUGCCGAAUAGCAAUAACCAUCAUACUUAAAACACUGGAAAUAAGAGGAGAGCGCAAUUGUUAAAAUUUUCAGUGGUGCCUGUUCCAAAAUUAACGGUAAUCCCAAAUUUUGGGGUUUUUAAUGUAGAAGGAUGGCAUUGAAAACAAACAUAUGGGAAAUAGCUGCCACCUGUCUAACAGCAGAAUCAGCAUUUUAAUCUUAUUUUAAGCAGAAAUGUAGGCAGGCUCCUUGGCAGGAUUAGUUGUAAGUCUCACCCUGAAAUACAGCAAAUUACGCUAUCCUACAUGACAGUGCUUCAUUAAGAGAAAACCAGCCCUCUUUAUAAAAAGUUGUUACAUUAUUUGAAGCAGCCAUUUUUAAAGUUUCAGUAUUUUCACCUGCUGCCCAUGCAGUUAUCAAAAAUUUUCCAAUGGCGAUACCUCCUAACACUGGUUAACUGUGUGGUGCAACAGCUGCUGCCUCUCAGUGCAUCCCAGAGGCAGAGGUGAUUUUUCUGAGUCACGCUGGUCCUUCCAGGAGCCAAAUCCAACCUUUAGCCAUGGAACCCCACAAUGCUGCCAGGAUGCAGCAUUCCAAAGAGCACAGGAUCAUACACUGUGCUCACCUCCAGGGCACUGCACAGGUCGUGUUUUGAGGGCGCUGGAUUUAGGAGGAAAACUGCCACGAGCGAGACACUCGGACGUGCUCAGUGUUGGCCUCUCCCACAUCUCUUGUGAGUUACCAGAAUCCCUUUUUUUUUGUAUGCUAGCACAUUAAUCUGUAAUUUAUCACAUGUAGAAAUCAGUGUGUAGUGUAGGGCAGGUAUACAAGCAUGCGAGUAAUGUUACUUUUGUAAAUAAUCUCCUUGCCUUUCUGUGGACUCCUUACAAGAGUAAUCAUACAGAAUCGUUGCACUUAACCCUGGAUCCUGCAGCUUACAGGAGGUGGACAACCUCUGUGUCUGCACCCAGCAGAGGGCACCUGGGGAGGGGCAGCUCCCUGCCCAGCUGUCCUGGCAGGAUCGUUUCAUCCUGUACUUUAACCACAGCUGCAGGUGGAAUCCAGAGCAGGAUGGGCUCCCAAGUCUCUCUCACAAAUACUGAGUCACAACCUCCGGACUGCCUGAAAUAGCUGUGAAAUAGCUCAGGGGAUUUCUGUUCAUCGCUACUAAAAGGGCACCAUAAUGUGUUUGGUACUUUUAUGCAGUCAGCAACUGCCAGGUUAUUGAAUUGGAACAAACACAUGAAAUGAAUUGUUUAUCCAUUGUACUGUUGAGAAACUUGGUUAUGUAUUUGAGGAUGAUUUAAAAAAAAAAUUGUGAUUUUUUUAUUCUUAGUCAUGUAAGAAAUAUUAGAGUGCCUUUUUAUAUUUGUGUAUAAUGGAAAUGUUUUGUGAAACUUGUCUCUUUUUUUUUUUUUCAUUUGAGUGUUAUAAAAGCAAUAUAUUACCAGUAAAUUUUCAUUUCAGACCUUCUUUGAAUGUAUAAAGUGUUUCUUCUUUUCAUAUGUUCUACCUGCAUUGAAAUGAAAAUUAAUAUGCUAAAUUUCUAUAGGAAUAAUGUAUAAUUUUCGCAGUGCUGAAAAUGCUUUCUUAUUACACAAAAAGUAAACUUAGGUCAGUGUUAUAGGAAAGGGCGUUUUAAACUAGUGACAAUCUUGAGUGUGUGUAUAAAAUGUAAUUUUAUGCAUUUCUUAUGCAGUGAUCUACAUAUUAAAGCCAAUAUCUUAUGUUUUGUAGGUUUUGUCUUAUAUUUUAUGCUUUAGCAUGUGCAAUAUAUCUUUACAAACCAUGGUGAUACGCAUCUGGUGCCAGUGUUAUAUUUUGCAUAACAUUUGUAAUAAACUAUAUAAAACAUUGUUUGAUGGUUUUGGUGGGGUUUUGUCGGUAUUGUUUGCUUUUGUAAAUUGAAGUUUAAGGACUUGGGUAAAUGUCACAUAUGAAAUGAGGAAAAAAAAACUUAAUUCAUUGAAUGACUUGGAAUUCAACCUGAAUCUUCUCGAGCACAAUUUAGUAACUUUUUAAACUACUGAAUGCUGUAUUAAUGUAAUAAAGAACCCUAACUGUAAACUACUCUUGCAAUGCAUUCAGAUGGUUAUUUUUACAAAUAAAAAUGGUACAAAUACAGUGGAAAA
This is a messenger RNA of Passer domesticus (house sparrow), 8024 nucleotides long. It is a transcript of the gene ANKRD44, whose product is annotated as ankyrin repeat domain 44. Gene Ontology annotation, cellular component: cytoplasm; ciliary inversin compartment; nucleus. The record is from RefSeq and is a predicted model, not a curated record. Gene Ontology annotation, biological process: protein localization to ciliary inversin compartment. The coding region runs from base 374 to 3667 and encodes 1097 amino acids. The transcript is spliced from 30 exons. NCBI's taxonomy places the organism in Eukaryota, Metazoa, Chordata, Aves, Passeriformes, Passeridae. Gene Ontology annotation, molecular function: protein binding.